AUGAAAACCAGAUCCAAAGACGCAAAUUCCUUGUGGAAAUGGAAAGGAAACAUGAAGAGGAAAAAGAAAGACAAGCAAUUUCCAGUGUCAGAAUUCCUCCGUGAAAGCCGCCAGAAAGUGGAGGAGAACGUACUAGGCCCAGGCGGCGGUGCUGGGAUCGGUUGUGGCGUUGGAGUUGGUUUCGGCUUGGUUGGGGGAAUUGGGUAUGGUGGGUGGCCUUGGAACCAUUUGAAGCUUGCGUUUGGGGUUGGAGCUGGUUGUGGUAUUGGGUUUGGGUUCGGAUUUGGACAGGGUAUUGGUUAUGGUUUUAGUUUAGAAUCUUUGGAGUCCAACUUGUCUAAAGAUAGUUCCGAUUCCAACAGAAAAUUUUUGAUUUCUUAG
Messenger RNA from Gossypium raimondii (Peruvian cotton), 381 nucleotides. RefSeq names its product protein TRIGALACTOSYLDIACYLGLYCEROL 5, chloroplastic. The coding region runs from base 1 to 381 and encodes 126 amino acids. The record is from RefSeq and is a predicted model, not a curated record. The transcript has a single exon. Lineage: Eukaryota; Viridiplantae; Streptophyta; Magnoliopsida; Malvales; Malvaceae.